This is a messenger RNA of Fibroporia radiculosa, 1005 nucleotides long. RefSeq lists its product as uncharacterized. The record is from RefSeq and is a predicted model, not a curated record. The transcript has a single exon. Bases 1 to 1005 code for a protein of 334 amino acids. NCBI's taxonomy places the organism in Eukaryota, Fungi, Basidiomycota, Agaricomycetes, Polyporales, Fibroporiaceae.
AUGAGUGUGCCAAGGCUCCCCGCCAUCGGUCGUUGCUCAAAUCCCUGUCGCUCACCAUGGCGCACCCGCAUACAGCCCUCUUUAUCCUCGCCUGCCCUCGCCGCCCUCCUCCGCACCCGCACCCGCACCCUCACCAGUCUGCCAGGCUCGUCCACGUCGUCGCCAUCGUCCCCGCCGCCUAAGCUACCGAUGACAAAACCCCUCUCGUCGCCCAUCCUCCCGCAGAGCAUGCCUCCUGACCCUGACUUCGAGCCCAGCCCCCCCAACAGCGCCCUCCUGCUCUUCUGCCUCUCCACCGGCCUCGUCGACAGCCUCACCUUUGCUGUCUCUGGUGUCUGGUGCGCCUUCGUCACUGGCACCACCGUCCAACUUGGCAUGGACCUCCCCGCCCUCCUCGCCCACCUCCCCGCACUCUUCGCCCACCUCCCCACCUCAACCACCGAGCUCUCUAUCGCGACGUCCCAAUUUCUCUCCUCUGGCAGCUCCGAACGCCUCAGCGCCCUCGGAGGCUUCCUUCUCGGCGGCCUUUCCGCCGCACGCUUCCCCGAGGCCAUCUCCCCCGCCCGCUCGACCGCUUUCCAAUCCGCCCUGCUCGUCAUGGCCUCUGUGCUCGUCUUGACGACCACACCCGCGGGCGCGGAGUAUCUCUCGUACUCGCACCUCACCCUCGCGCUCAUCUCGUCCAGCAUGGCCAUCCAGGCUGUCCUCGUGCAACGUUUCGCGACCCCGUACGCGACGUCCGUCGCGUGGACAAGUGUCUGGCUCAGCGCCGUCGCUCCCGGAUCCCCCACGAAGCGCUGGAAACGCUUCGUCGGCCUCGGCGCCGUCAUGAGCGGCGCCGCCCUCGGUGCGAGCCUCCUUGUGUUUGGAGUGGAUGAUGAAGAGAAGGCGAGGGAGGAGAUGGUGCAUCGUGUAGGAUGGGGGCUGGCCGUGGCUGCGCUAGUGAAGGCCAUCGUUGCGGGCAUGUUUUGGAGAAGAGGACGAAGACGCGGUAUUCAGCUUUAA